AUGAACGCCCCUUUCGGUCGAAUCUGGCUGGGGCUACCGCUGCUCUUGACCUGGCUCAGCCCUGAGGUCAGCUCUUCAUGGUGGCAGAUGAAAAUCACAGGUGACUCCUCCAGGGUGAUGUGUGACAAUGUGCCCGGACUGGUGAGCCGCCAGCGUCAGCUGUGCCACCGACACCCGGACGUGAUGCGUGCCAUAAGCCAGGGUGUGGCCGAAUGGACAGCAGAGUGUCAACAUCAGUUCCGCCAGCAUCGUUGGAACUGCAACACCAUGGACAAGGAUCACAGCCUCUUUGGCAAGGUCCUGCUCCGAAGUAGUCGGGAAUCUGCCUUUGUUUACGCCAUCUCCUCAGCUGGAGUUGUAUUUGCCAUCACCAGGGCCUGUAGCCAAGGAGAAUUAAAAUCCUGCUCCUGUGAUCCAAAGAAGAAGGGAACCACCAAGGACAGCAAAGGCACCUUUGACUGGGGCGGCUGCAGUGACAACAUUGACUAUGGCAUCCGCUUUGCCCGGGCAUUUGUGGAUGCCAAGGAAAGAAAAGGAAAGGAUGCCAGAGCCCUGAUGAAUCUUCAUAACAACCGAGCUGGCAGGAAGGCCGUGAAGCGCUUCUUGAAGCAAGAGUGUAAGUGUCACGGUGUGAGCGGUUCAUGUACACUGAGGACCUGCUGGCUGGCCAUGUCUGACUUCAGAAAGACGGGCGAUUACCUCUGGAAGAAGUACAAUGGGGCCAUCCAGGUCGUCAUGAACCAGGAUGGCACAGGGUUCACCGUGGCUAACAAGAAGUUUAAGAAGCCGACCAAAAAUGACCUCGUGUAUUUCGAGAAUUCUCCAGACUACUGUAUCAGGGACCGAGAGGCAGGUUCCCCGGGUACAGCGGGUCGUGUGUGCAACCUGACUUCUCGAGGCAUGGAUAGCUGCGAGGUCAUGUGCUGCGGAAGAGGCUAUGACACCUCCCACGUCACCCGGAUGACCAAGUGCGAGUGUAAGUUCCACUGGUGCUGUGCCGUGCGCUGCCAGGACUGCCUGGAGUCCUUGGACGUGCACACGUGCAAGGCUCCCAAGAGUGCUGACUGGACGAAUCCCACAUGA
Messenger RNA from Ochotona curzoniae (black-lipped pika), 1083 nucleotides. RefSeq names its product Wnt family member 2 (gene WNT2). Bases 1 to 1083 code for a protein of 360 amino acids. Gene Ontology annotation, biological process: cell fate commitment; neuron differentiation; canonical Wnt signaling pathway. The transcript is spliced from 5 exons. Gene Ontology annotation, cellular component: extracellular region. Lineage: Eukaryota; Metazoa; Chordata; Mammalia; Lagomorpha; Ochotonidae. Gene Ontology annotation, molecular function: cytokine activity; frizzled binding. The record is from RefSeq and is a predicted model, not a curated record.